GUAUGGCGCCCCUUUUCUGUAUGUCGGUGCAUACAUAAGAUUCGCUGAUAACGGCUAGUUACUAUAGUAUCUGAGGAUGCCAAAGUCUUUCCGCUAUGAUGUCUGUGAUGACCGUUUGACCGCGCGUCAGUAUGACUACAAUAGCAGUGCUUAUGAAGACUCUUGCAAGGUUCAAAAUGAAUAUCCCAGAAAACACAAAAAACAUUCUCAUCAUUCCAAGGAACAUGGGCCCCAUACGUCCAAGUAUUCCAGUCAUAAACCUAAGAAAAUAGAUGACUGGUCUCCGGAAAAUUCUCCAGACAACAUCCAUAAAAAAAAGAAAAAGCACAAAAAGCGUUCGCGCAGCCACAGUAGCGACAAACGUAUCCACGCAUCAAGACACCAUUCACCGGACUGUACGGAUAUUGAUGCCUUCAAAUUCCGUUCUAGUCUAAUGUCAGAACUUUCAAAGCACCAUAACUUCAAAGAAAAAAUUCUGAAGGUCAAGAAUGCUACUGAAACAUCUAAUGUGGAUGAUCCACACCAACCUCCCGCCGAAAAGGACAUGAACCAGUUCAAUGAAAUAUGCUCUAAUACUCCUCGUGUCGACUCUUCCAUUCCAUUAGAUGAGAUAGCUUUACCACCUGAACCUAUUACAAAGCCAUUCUUGACAAACCCGGUUGCUCCAUCUACAGUCAGUACACCAUCGAUAAAAGAUGUGCGUGAAGUACACAAUACAGACAUUACUUCUUCACAGACUCAUAAUUCAAGCGUAAUGACUCCGAAGUUACCGAAAACACAUCAAGUGCAUAUUCAUGUAGAUACACCAUCUGAACAUAGAAAGCCCUCAAUUACUGAGCUUCCACUGCCCCCUGGUUUUGACAGCAAAAAUUUAGAGUCUAUUUUUCCUGACAAGUCACCUAUGCAUCCAGUUACUGUUCCAUCGACAAAACCGCCUACCAGACAAAGGAUAACAAGACGACCCAAAAUUUGUUCACUUCGUAGCAAAAGUCGUAAUAAUAAAACGUGGGGUGAGCGUUCUGUGACGGCUUUUGACACAUUAGUUCAAGUUGGUGAGGGUACAUACGGUCACGUGUAUAAAGCAAGAGAUAAAAUUACUGGUGAAUACAAAGCACUAAAAAAAGUAAGAUUAGAAAAUGAAAGAGAAGGAUUCCCUAUAACCGCUGUCCGUGAAAUAAAAAUACUCCGUCAGCUUAGACACCCAAAUAUUGUAAAUUUAUGUGAAAUUGUUACAGACAAAACCGAUCCUACUGAUUUCAAAGAGGAUAAAGGUGCAUUUUUCUUAGUUUUUGAUUACAUGGAUCAUGAUCUUUACGGUAUCCUGGAGUCUGGGUUAGUGACGUUUAGUGAACAGCAUAUUGCCUCCUUAAUGAAACAACUUUUGGAUGGGCUCAGUUUCUGUCAUGAUAGACACUUCCUCCAUCGUGAUAUUAAAUGUUCUAACAUUCUAAUCAAUAACAGAGGGCAGUUAAAAUUAGCAGAUUUUGGAUUGGCACGUUUGUAUAUUGCUGGUGACAAGGAAAGACCAUAUACAAAUAAAGUAAUUACUUUAUGGUACCGGCCUCCAGAGUUACUUCUCGGUGAAGAACGAUAUGGCCCAGCUGUCGAUAUAUGGUCGUGCGGGUAACAUAUGAAAAAGUUACGACAUUUAACUGUUUCAGUUGUAUUUUAGGCGAAAUGUUCACUCGUCGACCAAUGUUUCAGGCCAGUGAAGAAGUUGAACAGCUGGAAGUUAUAUCACGAAUAUGUGGAUUUCCGGAUCCAGCUAUAUGGCCUAACGUUGAGAAACUGCCGUUUUAUUCAACGAUGAAACCGAAACGAAUGUAUAGACGCCGACUGCGUGAAGAAUAUCAUAUUAUUCCACCUCAGGCUGUUGAUCUCCUGGACCAUAUGUUACAAUUAGAUCCUCAGAGAAGGUGCAGCGCUCACGAGGCCCUAGCAUCACCGUGGUUACGGAAUGUUGACUCGACUAAAAUUACUCCGCCAAGGCAAGAUAUUUUUAACUUCUCACCUUCCUUAGAUUGCCUGUCGACCAGGAUUGUCAUGAAAUGUGGAGUAAAAAGAGGCGGCGUAUGUUGCGUCAAGAGCAAGAGUUGAAAGCUCAGAGAAUCGGACAAGAACCAGUCCCUUCUAAGCUUCCAAUCGUCACAUCCCGUGGUGCUAUUUCAGAUAUGAAAUCGGUUCCACGUCAAGCCAAUGGACCCUGUCAAAAUCCUACAUAUUCUGUAGCCAGUAGACCGGAGUCAACUAAACAGUGCAUUCCGACCCAACUCACUGGUGAUGGAUUUUCAGGCAGUGGUCUCAACACUACGCAACAGGCCAACCCUCAAAUCCUUAGUAAUUCAUCAAAUCCCAGUGAUACGCUUAAAAAUCAGCUACGAGAUCUUUUAGCUGAUUUUGAAGAUUCUGGUGUAGAACGCUUCAAAGAAUCAAUCACUGAGGCUUUGAAAGCAAAUCCUAAUUUAUUACGCGGUAUGCAAGAAUUAUUAGGUCCUAGUGAUCCUAGUGAGAAUGCAUCAGCUGUGCUUGCUUACAUUUUAUCAUUAAUAGCCGAUGUAAGCAAUCAAGGAUCUAGUGUUAUGGAAACGAGUGAUGCUAGUAUACAGACAGCCUCUUCACAAAUUCAUCCUAUACAGCAUUUUUCUCACGAUUCAAAUGUUAAUAAUAAUAAUAAUAGUAAUAAUAAUCAACUCACGUGACAUUAUUAUUAUCACUACUACAGUUCUUUCUCUGAAAAUCCCAGUUCCAGCUGGUCUUUGAGUCAAAUCUUCUAGGUGCAUUAUAUACAUAUUUUUCAAAUCAAAACUUUGUUGUAUCUACACUGUAAAAAAUGAAAUGAAAUACUUUGUUUCUGUUUUUUUUGUUUAUCUAAAUGAUAUAUGGGGUGUUACAAAAGAGAAUAAUAAUGUAGAUAUAUAUAUGAAAACUGAUACUUGUGAUAGAUAAUAUUUUGAAAUUUAAUUUUUUUUAUACAAAUGAAUGAAUUGUCAAUGCACAUAUAUAUGUAUGUAUG
Molecule: messenger RNA, 3013 nt
Organism: Trichobilharzia szidati
Lineage: Eukaryota; Metazoa; Platyhelminthes; Trematoda; Strigeidida; Schistosomatidae
Source: the annotation of a GenBank genome assembly